Molecule: messenger RNA, 1404 nt
Organism: Aureobasidium musti
Lineage: Eukaryota; Fungi; Ascomycota; Dothideomycetes; Dothideales; Saccotheciaceae
Source: the annotation of a GenBank genome assembly
AUGGCAGCAGUAACACAAGCAGCAGCCCUGGCUGAGAAGGCCAUUGGCCACGGCGACAACGCCAUCACCGCCCAGGACGUUACCAACCCUGGAAGAGACAGAUCAAAGUAUGGUGACCCGAGCGAGAACAUGAAGGCUUUGGUCUGGCAGGGCAAGAACACAGUCGAGGUCAUCGAGUGCCCCAAGCCCAAGAUCAUCGAGCCUCGCGAUGUCAUCCUCAAGAUCACUGGCAGCACUGUCUGCGGCUCCGACCUCCACUUGCUACACGGCUCGGUCGUCGAGAUGGAGAAGGGCGACAUCCUUGGUCACGAGUUCUGCGGUAUCAUCGAUCAGGUCGGCUCUGAAGUUAAGAACCACAAGGUCGGCGACCGUGUCGUUGCCUCUNUCCAGAUUGCUUGCGGAGACUGCAUGUACUGCAAGAAGAAGCUGUCAUCGCAAUGCGAGAAGACCAACUCCAACACCAUCGAGAACGCUAUGUACGGUGGCCGUACUGCUGGCAUGUUCGGCUACUCUCACUUCACUGGUGGUUUCGCUGGUGGUCAGGCCGAAUACACUCGUGUCCCUUGCGGUGAUGUCAACCUUCUCCACCUCCCCGAUGAUGUCCCCGAUGAGAAGGGUCUCUACCUGUCCGAUGUUGUCAGCACCAGCUGGAACUGCGUUGUCGACACUGGUGUCAAGGAGGGCGAUGUCGUUGCCAUCUGGGGUGCCGGUCCUAUCGGUCAGAUGUGUAUCGACUUCUGCUACAUGAACGGCGCCAAGCGUGUCAUUGUCAUUGACCAGAACUGGCGUCUCGACUUCUGCAAGUCCAAGUACCCCAACAUUGAGACCAUCGACUUCUCCAACCUGCCCAAGGGCGAGACUGUUGUCAGUACUUUGAAGAAGAUGGAGCACGGUGGCCCUGAUGUCGCUCUCGAGUGUGUCGCUGGAGAAUACCCCAAGAGCUGGGCUCACACCGUUGAGCUCAUGGCUGGUCUCGAGACUGACACUCCUGAGAUCAUCAACGAGAUGAUUGAAAGUGUCAAGAAUUACGGACGUUGCGGUAUCACUGGUGUUUACGUCGGCUACGUGAGUUCUUUUCACCACAACACAUGUUAUCAACACAAAACUGACCUUAUUACAGNNACCAACCACUUCAACAUUGGCUCGUUGAUGGAGCGCGGUAUCCGCCUGAUCGGUAACGGACAAGCUCCCGUCCACCUCUACUGGGAGAAGCUCCUCAAGAUGAUCCAAGAAGGCAAGAUCGACCCCUUGAAGAUGGUCACCCACCGUGUCGCCAUGGAGGACCUCGCCAAGGUCUACUACAUGUUUGACAAGAAGGAGGAUGGCAUGCAANAGGUGUACGUCGAGACCAAGUUCUCGCAACCCGCUUGCGCCGGCAGCCCUGCCCUCAAGAGAUACUCUUGA